CUUAUCUAUUACCAAUGUAAGAACAUUUCUUUGGUUGGUACGCCUGAAUGGAAUGAGUCCAAUACAAUUCCGGAUAAAUUAUAGCGUUACGUACUGUUAACCUUAUCUUCUAUGAAGAUUUCUCUCAACCUGUGAAUGUUCUUUUAGAGUGCAUUGGUCAAGUAUGGAGUGGUUGUAUAUCUUAUUGGCCAUUGAUGACAGUUCUCUGACAUCUUUUUUGAAACUGAUGUAAUGAUAAACAUAAAAUCAUGAGUGACACAACAGAAAUUUAAUAUAGCUUAAGACGCAAGUGUUCAUACAUAAAUAUACAUAUACAUGUGACAGCCUACAAGCCAUGAUGAUUCAUAUUCCUUGAUUAUUGAAAAACUUUAAAAUAUCAUCAUGGAAGAAAAUGAAUUAUACAAUGUUACAGUUCCAUUUUUGUCUGGUAUUGAACCAGCAUUUUGGAACUAUUCUGAUCAUGUUAUUCUUGAUGAUCUUAAAAUGGAUAGCAACUUUAUAUGGUUGCUUUGUUCAUUAGUAUCUGCCAUAUCUUGGAUCAUCUAUAUAGUUUAUUAUAAUAGCAGAGUUAUUGGUUACAUAUUAACAAAACUGUUGAAUCGUUUUGUUAUACAUGAUGGAUAUGUUAAAAUUGGAUCAUUUACAUUAAGUGCUCUAAGUGGAAAAAUAAUGUUUAGAGAUAUAGUUUUUAUUACAACAGAUUAUAGUAUUAGAAUACAAGAUGGAUGGCUUAUAUUUAGGUGGUGGAGGAGUUAUGUACCAAAAGAUGUAUCGGAAGAUCUUUCUCAUUCAGAUACACGACUUUCAGUAAUGUUAAAUGGAUUUGAAUUGCAUGUAUAUAAUCGCUGUCAGUUAUAUGGACAAUUAGGAAAAUUAUUCGGUCUCACAACUGAAAUGUUUGCAGACGAAGAAAUUUUUUGCAUGAAUACAGAUAAUCAUGAUGCGACAUCAUUAGGCAAUACUACUCAUGAAAAUCGUCAACAAACAAAUGCAAUGGAUGUUUCACGUCAUGUUGAUAACAUUAGAAAAAAAGAAGCUCAUGUUAUUGCUAGAACCUGGAGAGAUUUAAUACCUGUUAUUAAAUUAGAUGUUUGUACGGGGAGAUUAGUAUUUGGUAAUCGCUUAGUACCAACAACACUUUCAAUAACUGUAGAAGAAGCACAUUUUGUAUACUCUACUAAACCAGCAGCAUCUCGACAUGAUCAUUUUAUGCAUUUUUCAAAGUGUAAAGCAGAAAAUUUUAAAGUCAUCUUAGCACCUAGUCCCAAGUAUACAGGAAUGGUCGAUGAUCCACCUAGGUAUAUGGGUGAAGGUUUUGUUGUCUUAAGUUCUAAUAAUAUGGAAGUAUAUUAUUAUAUGGAUGAGCCUGGAUUCGUUCCUGAACAUCCAGAAAUGAUACAAUUAGUUAAUGGUGAUAUGGUCGAAGCAAUGCCACCUAUAUGGGGUAUAGACAUUAAAUGUGGGAAGGGUACAGAUUUUAGUUAUGGUCCUUGGGCUGACGGGCAAAGAGAACACUUAUUCAAGUUUUUCUUUCCAAAUGAUUAUCAACCAUUGAAAGUUACAAAAACUCCAAUCCCAGGAGAGAAAAGACAAGUGCAAUCUUUCGAUAUUAGAUUAUCAACACUUAACGAAGCAACAGUUGACAUACUGUUUAGUAAAAAUAGAGAAACUAAUGCUGUUCAUAUUAAUGUAGGACCAGGAUCAUAUUUGGAAAUUACCAUGCCAUGGAUAGUCUUACAGGAUGGAUAUACUACCAAAAUAACUGGCCAGUUAUUACAUUUAGAAGCUACAACAAGCUUGCAAUAUCGUAGUUUAUUUGAAAGUGAAACAUUAGAAUUUGGAGUAAAAUGUCAUUAUCCGAUAAGAUGGAAUGAUCAUCAAGAAUGGGCUCUAAAUUUAACUGGAUGUAAGGCCACGGCUAAUUUAGUUUAUUCGCACAAAGAAUUUUUUCAAGAUAUGAUUAAUGAAUGGGCCAAUAAAUCGAGGCCUGAUAUAUUGCAUUUUGUUCCAUAUACGUGGAAAUUCAGUUUGUUAUUGAAAGAGUUUGAGUUAAUCACAGUUUGCAACGAAUAUAAUUGGAUCGAUUGUUCAUCUCAAAAUCAAGAAAACGCACAUAUUGCUUUUUGCGGAGAAUUUUUUGAUUUAUCAUUUGAUCUCCCUUUUGUUGACUUCCUACCUUUGACAAUACCUUUACGUUUCUGGAUUCAAGGGGAAAGUGUUGAUCUUUCGUUUUAUUUGCCAGAAGUUAAUACAAACCGUGCAAUACUAUUAGCAUUAGAUAAGAAUGCAAAGAUUAUGACACGUGAUGGAUCUCAUAAACAUUUAAACGAAUUACAUAAAGGUAAAAAGUGGAGAAACGUAUGUCAAAAAGGAUCAGGAUGGGUAGACUGUUGGUCUGUUCCAAUUGUAGCAUUAAGUAUUAAUUAUACAUAUCACCCAUGUCCACCAUUGGGACCUACUCCACAAGCAAAUAUAACAACCCCUGAAAAAGAAGAAAUUUUACUUUCUCCCAUAAGAAUUCCACGUUGUAGAAAAUCACCAAGUCUUCAAUGGACACGGAAUGGUACACAAAAGUUUGAUCCACAAUCUAUACCUCCGGAUAAAGUGAGUUUGGAACUUGAAAUUGGACCAUCUAUAUUAAUUUUAUACGGAUCAUUAUUAAGAAGUUUUAUGCAUUUAAAAGAAAAUUUAUUUGGAGAUUAUCAAACUUUCACUGAUAUGCAACAGAGUAGAACUAGCCCUACAGUUGUAAGUACUGAUAGAAGUAAAGAUCGAGAUAUGCAAAACAGCAGUGUUGAAGCAUCAACGGAGGAUGAAGAAAUCAAAUCUAAACCAUUUGAUCCACGAGAUUAUCGACCAUUAGAAGUUACAGUAGGUAUUACAAUGCAUGAUAUACAGGCUCAUCUUAUUAAAAAUUGCGGUGAAAAUGAUCCACCCUGUCCUGUUAUACUUCUGGAAAGAUUUGGUUUUGAAAUGAGAAAAACUUUCAAAGAAACAGAAUUGCAGCUUCUUCUAUCACCUGCAAUAGCAUUGCUUAUGGAUAAUGUACCAAGAUCGAGUAAAGAAAGACAUUUAAAUCAAGGUCACUUAAUGUUAAGUGCAUUACAAGUAAGAGGUCAUGCAAUGUUCAGUAAUGAAGGAAGAAGUUUGGAUCAAGAAACAUUAGAAUAUGCAUGGCUAAUUGAAAUUCAAUUAGGAAAAUUAAGUGGAAAAAUUAGUUCGCCACAAUUACAUCACCUUGUAACCUCUCUGGAAACCUUUUUAUUAAUGGUUAAGAAUUCGGAAAAUAGCUUACGUCCUCCAGAUUUACCUCAUCAUUGUCAUCAUGGUGUUCCUCCAUUACAAUGUACAGACAGUGAUCUUGACAAACAUUAUAGGUGUCCUAGUUCUGAAGAUAUCAAAUAUAGAAUGACAAGGUUGUCUGUAGAUGCUAUUGAUUUAUAUUUCCAAGAAGUGGGCACAGUAAUACAAUUGUGGAUAUCUCCAAUUCGUUUAUCAACUUGUAAUCUACAUGGACAACAAGUUAAAUCUGGUGUAACAGGAGUACUACCUACAAUAUUGAUUCGCCAAUUUGUAUCUGCAGCUGGCCAUUUUGCUAAUACAAGUAAUACUAAUACAACUGGCAGUGGAAGAUCAUAUAAUAAUACGAGUAGUAGAUUGUCAGGUGAUGGAACUGACAUUUGGCUUGAAGUAGGAUCAGUAUCUUUGGGUCCAGUUAUUCUAGAAGCUGCAAUAUCUCUCCCUACUCCGGAACAUGAUUUGCAUUUAGUACAAAAUAAAUAUUUAAAAAUGCACGAUGAAGUAACAAAAAGAUUGUGGUUUCUUUGGCCCCAAGAAAGUGGUGUAAAAUUAACGAAAUGCGGAUGCAUUGGUGGAUGUGCAUUUUUUGGAAAUAACAGAAAUGGCUCAAGAUUUUUUAAACCGAGCUAUCACGAUCUACAAGAUGGAAUUAAUAUCGCUGCUUAUAGGAUCUACGAAUCAGGAAAAGAUAAAGGAUUUGGACAGUCUAUUUUACACGAUAAUCAAUUAGUUUUUCAUACACCUCCUUAUAGUUUACAAGAUGUAUCUUUGCAAGACUCGUGUUAUCCUGUCACAGGUGUCAAAGUAACUAUUGUUCAAGAAGGAUUACAAACUUCAAAGAAAAAUAUUGAUCGUCCAAGUGCAUCUAAUAUAAAAGAUGUUCCAUAUUCUCGCUUGGUUGAUGCCAGUCCUGUUGCACAGCUACCACAAAAAUUAGAUUCUGAUUCUAAAUUAAAUACUGAACGUAGUAAAUCUAUCUUAAGUGUUCCAGAAAUUGAAACUGUUCCAAAAAGUAGUGUAUCUGAUUCUAAAUUAGCGGUAGAUUAUUUUAAUGCAACAGAUGGUGAUACAGCAGAACAAAGUAGUAGUCCUCAGUCUUUACCUGUAGAAAUGGCUUUUUCUGGAUCUACAAGAUCAGCCACAAAAAGUAGUGAUCGCGUCAAUGUAUCUGAUUCUCACCAUUCAUUGUGUGUUAGAUCAGAUUCCGAGGAACGGUUCAAACAAGAAGUUCAAAGAACUAUUUCAAUGUCAUCAGAAAAUCAUUCAGAAGCAUUUUAUUCUGCUGAUGAAGAUAUGAGUCAUGGUUUAAGCGGAAGUAGAACGUCUAGUUUACGUCAAUCUAUCGUUGGUUCUGGAUCGGUCUUAAAUCGUAACGAUAGUAUGAAAAAAAAAUUUUCAUCCGAUCUGUCUAUCGUGGAAAGUUCAACAAAUGUAAAUCUUUCUGCAGCAGAUAAGGCUCAUACUUUAGAAAGAGCUAAAACUCAAACGCUAAAUUCGAAACGCAGUCCAAGAGUUACCAAAAAUGCUACUCUCCAGAAUGAUACUGGUGCAUUAAACGAUAAUGGAGCUCUACAGGAUUCUUCUGAUAGUCAUUCCGUUUCAUCUACCAGUUUUAUAUCUGCUGUAUCGUCUCAAGAAGAUGUUACACUUGUGAACUUGCAUAUGCAAGUGAAUAAACCAAUUGUCGAUUCUCCACUUUUAAUGUCAAGUUAUGUCAGUCAUUUGACACAGGUAAGAUGCUCUAAUUGGGCACAAUCAUCAUUACCUUCUGGUGGAGAUGCAUUUACUACACCAGUAUUUCAACGUACAGAAGAUGGUAGACUGGUUUAUGUAGGAGGGAAAUAUGUGCCAAAACUUGAAACGAUUAGCGAAGGAUUUACAUCUUUGAAAAUGGUAACACGUUGCGAUGGUUCACCUAUUGCAGGAUCUUCAAAUAAAACACCCACGCAUCCUUUCUUAUGGGAUAGUACAACAUUAAAUCAAAUGGAAGGUGAAGAUAAUAAUGCUACUCACGAUGAAGAGGAAUUAUUGGCAGCACACGAAACAGGAUCUCGAACGACGGUUAUCAUAAAAUUCAAGGGAGAUAUUGAUAUCAUGAUAAGUCCCAUGGUAUUAGAGUCUCUUCAACAUUUCAUAGAAACUAUCGUACCAACUCUGGCUAUAUUACAUCCAUUGACUAUUUUAAAUCAUCUCCAUAAUGAAUGUAUAGAAAAAGUCAAGGAUGCUAACAUUUUAAAACAAGAUCAAAGUUUAUCUUAUUGGAGUCAAGUGCAAACCAGCUCUAAACGAUCAACAGCAGAAAGGAAUGUUAGGAAUGGUCAGGGUGAUGAUAAAAGUAAAAUUGCGUUACAAACUAACGUUUACGAAGAAAGUAUUACGACACAAGUACAAGGUAGCAUCAUUUUACCAAAGAUGAACUUAACGUUAUUGCAAGCGUCUGUUGUCGAAGAAAUAAUAUCUUUCUCUGCACUUGAAAAUAUACGAGAUCUUACGUGUGUAUCACUAUUUGCAAUUUGUUUUGACGAUGUCACCGCAAGAUUUUAUCUUGGAAAGCAAGCAAGAGAAGUCGUUCAAACGUUUCACAAACCUGCCGUUUUACCAAAUCAAAAAAAAGUUAAUAAAAUCAGUAAAGCUUUUUUACCUGGUCACCAAACUACAGCUGUAGUAAGUGAUUUUGGUGGCGGAGAAACUGUAUAUAUUGAAACAUCUGAGAAACAACAGGAAGAGAUUAUAAUUACUUUAAAUGUUGGAAAAGUUCAUACGCAAUUGCGUAGACUUAGGAAUGAAUCUUCAAUAUUAAAAGAUGCUGUUAUAACAGCUAUACCUGCUCAUUAUUCAAGAGUAUUGUUUACAUGUACAAGAAUGACUUCUCCAUUAAAAUGCAUUGAUUAUUAUCUUUUGCAAUUACCUGAUGAAAAAGAUAAACAAAAUAAACAAACAGGCCCUUCUCAAGCUACAGAAGAAUUUACUAUGGGUAGCGGGGAAGAUCGAUUAGGAUUCAUUAUGUUCGAAUGUGGUUUGGAAGGGAUUAAAUUAAAAAUUGUAAAGAGAUCGCAAUUUGAAAAAGGAGAAAACGGACGUGAUGAUAAAAAAGCAGAUACUGAAUUAUUAUACACUGAUAGUAUAAAAAGUCAAGAUGAAUUAGAUAAUGGAGCUGCUUCUACAACUCCAGCUGCUGAACAAGAAACAAGUUCGACAAACGUACUAAAUGGAACGCAAAUAAAUAAUAGUGCUACUUGUACUAGUCUUCAUUCCAAAGCAACUAAUGGAAAUACUGUUUCAUGUAUUAUUGAAUUAAAAACUGUAUGGUUUAAUUUUGCAGCACCGCCUCGUACUCCGAUAACACGAAAAAUAGAUUAUACACGAUUAGAUUGGAAUUUGCUCAGCACUGCAUCUCCAGCCAUUAAUGCUUGGAUGAAUCCAAGUAAUAAAUUUGCUAUUAGAAUUGUUUAUAUGUUUAGAACUAUGUAUCGAAGAUCAACAGCAAUAGUUGCUUGUCUCAUGGCAGAAGCAUUAGAUGUGCAAGGAAUCCACAUGCCUGUUAAGAGUCGUUAUGGAAGAUUGACACCGCUGGCUAAAACUCUACAAGAAGAUCCAUCGUGUCAAUUAUGUACAAUUUUGCAAAAUUAUGUAUUACUAUCUGAUUUGGCUAAUAUAGAGACAAAUCUUAAAGAAUCUGAUUUACCUCUUUUAUCAACGCUUCGACAGGGAGUAAUUGUAUUAAGUAGACAAUGGAAAAAUGUACUUUACACCCCAUUACUUUUGGAACACAACUAUAAAACUAAACAUGUCAAACCUCUGAACGUCACAUUUGCUGUUUCUGAUCCUGAUGAGGAAAAUUUGCUGACGGAUGGGGAGGGUAGUGCAGGAGAUGUUGAUGAUCAGGAAGUGACAGAUGAAUAUGCUAUGCUAAUCCACACGGACCAUAUGAACAAACAUAUACAUGUCAAGAAUGGACAAGAUAAAAGCUCAGGCAUGUGUGGUGAUGGUUUGACGGUUCCUGUAAGUUCUCCUCGUGGGGAAGAUACAACCCCAUUACCAACACCGGUUCCAGGCCCGGAUUCACUAACCUCUCCCUCUCCACCAGUAGUUCUUCCAAAGAGAGGAAAAUCGCUGCAACCUACACAAGUACCUGUUAGUACACGAGCAAGUAUUGUCUUUCCCUUGCUUGCAAGCGGUGGCCUGUUCAAUCAAAAUCGAGAACAGAAUAAUAUAAGCUAUGGAGCAUUACGAGAAGAGAAACCACCACAAAUUCAAGUAUCCCAUUCUCAUCAACUUGGUUCUAAUCCUAGUAUAUAUUCUGGAGGUCUAGGACAUGGAAGUCAACAUAGUACUGGGAGUUUAGAUCGAAUAACUUCUCCAAUAAGUCAUCAUUCAAAUAAACCUAUUAACACUGAAGAAGAUUUAUACAAUUGGAUGGCAAAACAGCAAGAAUUUAUAAAUGAUAAUGAGAAAGGAAAUGUAAAAGGACACUGGGUCUUUCAUGCAGAACAAAAGUCAAUGAAGGAUUCCAAGAUUAAUACUAUGACAACAGAUGACACAGAAGAUUCAGAUUUACAUAGUGGUGCAUUUUUAUACCCAAUGAAGGAUUCCCUUCGAUUAUUGGAUGCUCAUUUAAUUUUUGAACCUCUUUUAUCUUCAUUAUCUGUUAUGCCUCAACAAAUGUUAUCAGCAAUUGGUUCUGGAAACGUAAACAAUAUGUCAUCCUUAGAUUGCUUAGGAUCAAAUUUGUCUCUCGUAGGAUGUAUGGAUACAAUGCGUAUCGAUAUUGUUGUCAGUGAAUUUGGAAAAGUAACAGAUAAAAAGAAAAGUAACAAACAGAAAAGAGGUGUUGGAUCGAAAUUUUAUUUGGACAUCCCUCCUGAAACACCAGCAUUUUUAUGUGAAAAAAUUGGUGUUGAUAUAGAUAUUAAAAAAAUGGCUGAUAUGACAGUAGAUGAUAUGAUACAAAAACAAAAUGUUUUAUAUAUAUCUAGAGGCCAACUAAAAAAGCAUAUUAGUACAAUAGUUAAUGUCAGUCUCAAUAUACGUUAUAUCAGUCAGCAAGUAACUAUGCCAUUACUCAGGUUAUUGCACCAAAUUAGUAAUAUGUAUCAAAAUGUUAAAGAAACACAAAUGGAAUUAAAAGAACAACAUCCUGAAGCCAAACGAAAUACAAAUUUACUUGUCAAUGAUACUGUCACAAAAAAUGGCUCGUCAUCAACAUCUGAUUUACAAGAGCAUCUUCUUAUUGGAAAAAAAGCAGAAAUUCCAUUACUUCGUAAUAGUUUUGAACCAAAUCAGCAAAAGAUCAUAUCACCAGGAGCAAGUAUUAGGUCUCGACCACAAAGUUUUGCUCAAAAAUUACGCAGUACAGGGAAAAGCGUAAAAGGCUACAUUAAUUUAAGCGAAGGCGUUAUUACACCUAGUUUUGGAGCGAGUCCUAGUGGAUCGGGUCUUGAUAAAUUUAGCAUAUUAUCGGAUAAAUGCAAAGAUACUGUCAAUUUAAUACCCAGAUGUUGGAAAACCAUCUAUUACCUCUUAGAUCUAUAUGCGACACGUCCAGAAACAAAGACUAUUACUCAUCGAUUUUCCAUUCCCGCGGAUGCGGCUGAACAUUACAAAACUAAUAAGAAGUACGAAGUUUUGAACGAAACGAAAGAUGUAGAUAUUGAAAAAGGUUUAAACGUAGAGAAUAGUUCUACACCAAUACCACCUCCAAGGGAAUUAAGUAUUGUAACAGGUGAAAGGACUAGGUUAAUUAUUUUUGGAGUUGCAAGAAUACAUAGAACUCGACUUUUAGCUACAUUAAGUGGCUUAAAACUAGAAGCUGAAAUUACAAGUUUACAAGCAAGUUUAACAUGCCGUAAGAAAACUCGACCUGCUAGUUUGGAGUGUAGUUUGACAGGACAGAUUGGCAGAACUAUGAUCGUUUUACUGGAAGGUGUAGCACCUAGUCAACAAACUGUUGUCAAAAUUACUGUCGGAAAAUCACAAGCUUUGUACUCUAGCAUCACUAGACGUCAGAAAGACAAGAACAGUGGUUUAGUAACUGUUGGAGCUGUUAAUAUAGAUAUACCGCAGCAUCCUGUUGCUCUGCAUGGAAUGAUGACUAGAGGUAGUAAACAGUUAUCAUCUACUUUACAGGAAUUAAGAGUUACAAGAACAUCUUCAAGAAUGUCGAGAGGACAGCAACCGGAUGAAUUAGAUGCUGGACCAAGUAGUCCACAUCAUGAUGCACCAGCACCUACUAUUGAUGAAGAAAAAUCCCAAGCUAUACCUAGUCUUUUGGAACCAAUUGUUAUGCAAUUUCAUAUUAUACUUCAAAGUUUAAGUAUAACAGCAGCAUUGCUUCCUUCUUUACAAGCGCAAUAUAAAAUGGAUCGAGUACACAGUGCAGGUGUAACUGGUAGUAAAGCUAAGUUUACCAUAGACCUGCCAAAUCAUAGUUUAAGUUUUACAACAAAAUUACAAGUAACUGAAGCAAAUCUACCUUCCGAAGCAAGUAUUGAACUUCCUAAAGUACAUGUGUCAGCAGAAUAUAUACAAGAUGGAAAUAGUAGUUUAAACGAUAGUAAAAUUGCUGAUGGGGUUGUCUUAAGGCAGGGCAGUUAUUUGAGUGCCACUGCAGAUAUUGGUACAUUUGAGCAUUCUUUAACAACAGAUCUAUUAAAUCAUUUAGUAUUUGUACAAAAAGUAUUUAUGAAGGAAGUUAAUGAAGUUGUACAAAAAGUAUAUGGUGGAGAAAAACCAGUUCCACUUUGGCUUGAAGAUGACGAAUCUACGAAUUCAACUUUAAAAAGAAUAUUAUUUUCAUUGGUCAUUCGUAUUAAGAGAAUACAAUUGACUGCAACAACCCCAACAAAUUCCGCAGUUCGUUUAGAAACGGGUACAGUUGAAUUUCAAUUAUCUAACAGAGUACAAAAUGUCUCUGGUGCGACUCAACCAAAUCCACAUAUGAAAUUAUUUGGGAAAGCACAAGUUGAUAUUAAUUUGAGUCUUGGGCAAUUACUUAAAAAUGCUCUAUUUGAAGAAGCGGAACCUGAAUUUCAACAAUUCGCAUUUUUUAAUACUAGAGUAGGUUUACGAAAUGCGUUUCAAGAAGAAAUGGUGCAGGGUGAAGAUAAGGAAGUAGUUUUAAUAACUCUAAAACGUCCAUUAAUUUAUAUACAACCAAUGGCUAUCGAUAAAGCAAUACUAGUUUGGUUGAACUAUAAAAAUGCAUAUGAAUAUUGGAACGAAAAACGAGCUAAUUUAAAUAAAGAAGUGUUAACAGCUACUCAGCAAGUCUUUGAAAAAGUUCCAUUUGGUCAAUUGACUAGUCAACUUAGUGCACCGCAUUUGGGAACAUUAUUCUUACAAUUAACAGUAGACGACAUGGGUAUUUGUUUACCACUGAAUCCCUUACCGCCAAAUAAUUGGGGAUUAAGUAGAGGAUUAUAUGAUGGAGAAUUAAGGGGUGCAGUUGUUGUUACACUUGAAAAUACCAGCAUAUCAGCAUGUAGUAGUGGUAGUUUAGUUAGCAAAGCAAGGUUUGUAGGAUUAUGUCUAAGAUUUGCAGAAGAUUUUGAAACAUCUUUAGACGAUUGGAAACCAGAUAUGACUGAUAGUAGUAUAAUGAAUUUGUGUGUAGUUUCUGAAGGUACUUACGAAGUAUGCAGUAGAACGAUUGCACAGAAACAAGAUAAAUCAGAUAAUGCCAAAUGGAUAUUAAAUGUUCAAUGGCAAAUGGAGGGAGUUGAUAUUCAUCUUGAUGUUAAUGUAGGACGUCAAUUAUCAGCACUUGGUCACACAUUAACAAUGCUAACAGGUUUUGAAGAAGAUGAUAUUCAUGUCUCAGCUGAUUAUGAUAGUGAUGAUGCAGAUCAACCAGAUAAUAGUACUAGUCAGGUUAAGAAAAAAGAGAGUAUUUUAAUGAAGAAGUCAAAAAAUUGGACUGACAGUUUACCUGCAUUUGUCUUCGAUCCUACUUUAGAUGCAAAGAAAAGAUCCAAAUUAAUUGAAAAGGAAAUGAACGAACAAGCUAAGAUAAUAAAUGAUUUAAGAUCAUUAGGUGCAUCUCAUGGUACUAUAGAACAAGAAAUGAAACGUUUGCAUGAAUUGGAAGCUAUGGUAUUUAAGGACUUCAGAAGGGAUAUGAUUCAGAAAUUACGAAGACAAUCGGUUAAGGCAUCCGGAAUAAAAGGUAAAUUAGGUCUUGGGAGUAAAACUAAUGCGUAUCGUUCAAGAUCAUUUAUUGUACCCUCACCAACACCAGAAAAUCAACUUGAGAGUCCAGAAGAUAUGAAUAUGGAAAUAAAUUCGGCAAAUUCAGCUAGUUAUGAAAGUAGUCCUAGAAGUGGUCCAAGCAGAUCUGCUUCUCUUCGUGUUAGAGGACUUAGCGGACAACGAGUUACAUUUAGUGAUACUCAUACAAUGUGCAGGCAAUCAUCCUUACCUAGUGCGGGAUCAGAGUUCAGUUUACCUGAGGGAGAAUUAGAGUGGCCAGAGACCAUUGAAAUAGAAGGAGAGCAAGUUGAAUUAAGAAAAAAAAGUAGAGACACUAGUUGUACAUCUAGUUAUGAUAGUAUGGAAGGAAAUGCACCUUUGCUCGACUCGUUUGGAAAAGAACAAACCUCUUCUACUUCAUCGCCAUAUAUAACACCUCAAAAAACUCAAGAACCUAAUAUAGACUUUGAACUUGAUGUAAAAGUAUUAAUAAACAGCGGCAAGUGUGUUCUCCAUACAAAAGAUCCAACGAGGGAAGACGAAAUUAAGCUUAUGAGUAAAAUGAAAAAGGAGAGAUCCUGUUCCGGUGGAACGUUUGAAUUUCAACCCAGCAGUCCAAGCAGUAGUAGAAAACAUUUAAGUAGUAAGGAGAAAUCAUCAACUACGAGUACAUCACGAUUACGAUAUUUACAACACGCGAGUGUACCUUUAGUAGAUUUAACAAUUUUUCGUAUUCCUGGUCUAGAUGUGAAGGUUCAUUAUGAAUCGAAAACUCUUCCCGAAGAAACUAUGUCUCCGCGUAUUACAACAGAAAAUACUUUAUUAAACCCUACUCCUUCAUCUAUGCUUCGAAAAUCUAGCACUAAAAAAGCUAGUCUGUUUGCUUGGAUGACUCUUCAAAGUAUUCCAGAAGAAACUAUAAUAAGUCCUCAUAUUUUGGAAUUUUUCGAACAAACGUUAGAACCAAUUCCAAGCAAAAGUAAUUUCCAAAAUAACACUCAAACAAAUUUUAGCUGUCCGUCAGAAAAUAUAGAAAGUACAUCAUGGGCAGCGACUGCAGCUAAUAGCAAUUAUGUUUAUGCUAGUUUUCCCGUAGACGUCAUAGUAUAUUUUCAUAUGCAACCAUCUACUUUUAGAUUUUCUUGUCUACCAGUUUCUAGAGUAGAAUGUAUGUUACAAUUACCUUCUCUUGACAUAGUGUUCUCUUCAAAACGAGCAGAAGAAGAACUUAUUGAAUUUAGAGAAUAUAAAUCUCCAGUUACACAAACUACAGGAAAGGAAACAGGUUCGGCUAUCGGUGGAUUGUCCGUGACAGGAUGUCUUGCAGAUUUUUCUGUCUAUAUCUUUCAUCCUUAUGGAGGUGGCAAGAAAACAGGUUUAAAAGAAGCUCAAUGGUCACCUUUAUCGGAUAGCGAAAGAAAAGAUUCUUUAAGCAUUAACGUUGAAUUUGUGAAAUUUCAUUUGUCGAGGAUUAAAAAAUUGAAUUACCAAGGUGAACAUAUAAAAAAAGUUCCAGAUGCGAGUAGCCGAGCUGUUAUACGGUUUUCGACAAUCGUUGAUAUUGGCUCUGCUUCAUUCAAAUAUGAUAUGCGUCGUUUGACGGAAAUUCUUGCAUUCCCAAAAGCAUGGUACAGACGUAGUAUUGUUAGACGUCUAUUUCUUGGUGAUCUCAGUUCAGGUACAGCAUAUUCUGAGGGAGAUGGAAGUCCGCCAUUAAAUCAAGAAGAAGCAGUCAUGGGUAGUUCGUUAUUAAAACAUUAUGACAGACAUGCGGGAGAUGGAUUAUCGAAAAGUGCACCUGAGAGAAGUCCUACAUUAAAUAGAGAUAAAUUAAGACUUAGUUUGGAAAGUGAUAUACCAAGACAUGCACGUUUAAAAGAUAUUGGACGAGGAUGGAGUUUUAGCGCAGAAAAAAAAGUAACGUCCGAAGUAAAAUUAAGAGAAUCAGCAUGGGAGACUUUAGUAUUAUUUGCAGUCAAUUUUACUCGUUUGAAUGUACAUAUGAAUAUGGGUAAUGUUAUGGGUAACGUUACUUGGAUGACCAAAGACUUUAGAUCCGAUGGAAGAUUAUCUAUAGGUAGCACUGGACAUAAAAAUUUAUAUAUCGGCAUUGGAUUGGGCGGUUCCAGUCUAGAUGCUAAGGGUGGUAUUGUUGGUGGAAUUAUUGAAUUGAGUAAAAUUGAUACAUACAUACACAUUAGAGAAGAACCUGGAAUAGAACCUGACCAUACAGUUGGAUUAAAAUUAUUUGCAUUAGAGUUGCGACUCGAUUAUAUGGGAACAAGUGUACUUAUGUCUAGAGUAUCUUCCUUGGACAUUACACUUCGUGACGAAUGGAAGAUUAAUCGUCAUAGCAAUGGAGAUGCAUUUAUGCCAACUAGAAGACCAGCAGUCAUUUUUAUGCAUGGUGAUUUGGGCUGGGACCAACUUCAACUUAUGAUCAGUAAAUCGACAACAGCAGAUUUAUUAAAAAUGUUUUACAAGUUAGACGAGUUCUUUAGUCAACAAUUUAAAAGCAGUAAACGAGUAUUCAGUUCUUUACAACCGAGACAUCAAAGAAUAAAUAAUAAUAGUAUGAGAAAGAGACAACAAAAGAAGAGAUCUGCUGCAGAUGGACCAUGGAAUUUAAAUCAAACAGCAAUAUCUGAUGCCAGACAUCAUAGACAUUGGCAGCGUGUAUUGACUCAAGUAGCUGGCCUUCAAUUAGGUAGCUUAAGAUUUUCUUUACCAUCAACUGGAACUGUUCUUGGAGGUACAAUGGAAUUACAUGGGUCAAAUAUUAGUUUGGCCUGUUUUCAUGGUAUUAAUUUCAAAAGCAAAAGUUGGGCGUUAUUCUCAUUGAAGGAGCCGUGUAUCAGUUUUGCUACAGAGGCUCAAGAAAUUCCAAGCGUAGAAUUACCAAAUACAUGCGAUGUACAUGUUGUUCAAACUUUGACUAUUAGCUUAGGACAACAGCAAGAACAACACGCGAGACAUCACUCUAUGGCUACAGUUUGCAGACUAAGUCGUAGCGUGCUAUUUCCUCCGCAAUUUAAAUCUUUACAAGAAUGGUUUCACUAUGCUUUUGCAAGCAGUGAAAUUGAUGCAGUAGACAGAUUUCCAUGCGUUGAGAAAGAUAGAGCAGAAACUACGGUUGAUAAUAAUAAUCCAACAACUCGAGGAAGAAGUACAUCAACUACUUCAGGAAAAUUGCAGGAGCAUUCUCAUACAAGAGAAGUGAUAUUUGCGCUUCCUUCAUUGCAGUUACAUUUAAAAACUGAACAUUUACAGACCGCCCGUACUCCAGAUGUUAUAGGACUUCCUAAGCAUAUUUUAUAUAGUGAGAAGCCGUUAGUGGAAUGCAGCUUCAUUACAGAAUUUGAAGAUCAUAUUUUUGUUACUGUUGAUGCAGAGGGAUUCUUCUUUCUACAUGAUCUUAUUACGUCAUAUGUAAAGGAAAAAGAACGAGUGCAUACUAUGCAAACCAUAAAUGCACGCGCACAUAGUCCAGAUCCCCAAGAAAAAGAAAGUACAAGUGCUAGUACAAGUGCGACUAGUGUUCCUACAUCCACAACUAUUACGAUGGAAGAUGAAAGAAAACGCAAACAAUUUGAUCCAGCAGAGAUGUUUAUUAAAGAUUGGCGAUCGUAUAGAUGUAAAACGUGGCAUUUAGAACCUACUGUUAGGUUACUUUCAUGGGCUGGGAAAAGUAUAAUAGAACCAUAUGGUAUAGAUUACAUUCUUCAAAAAUUAGGAUUUUCUCAUGCACGUACUACAAUACCUAAAUGGAUCCAAAGAGGAUUUAUGGAUCCACUGGAUAAAUUGCUUACUGUUCUUAUGUUAAGAAUGGUAUUAGCUGUACGCGAAGAACCAUUAGAUGAACAAAAGGAAUAUAAAAGGGAUAAAUAAUUUGUCACUUUUUCGUUGCGCUUCUUUUCUCUGUGACUUUUACGAAUAUAUAUCAAAUUCACGUGAUCUCUAUUUAUUUCUAACAGUCCAUAAAAUAAAGUAAUGAUUCGUUGCUACAACUGCAGUGACAGUGCGUAGCAGGAACUUUUUAAUGAACUGAGAUAAUAAAAAUUUAGAAUACUAAAAUUUUUUUUUUAUCUUUCUCUCUGUAAAGCAAUAACACAUCGUUAUGCAAAACAGUUUUUGCUUUCCUUUACUUUGUGGAAAGAAAUACAACAUUAAUAUUCUAAUUAAUGAAGAAAACGAACCAUAGUGGUUGUAAUAAUCGUUCUUGAUAUAAGAACUUUGAUCUUGUACAUGUAAAGCUGAUAUAUUUCAGAUGUAUAUGAUAUGAUAUGAUAUAAUAUGGUGUGUUUCAAUAGGGAUUUGUAAGAAUAUCUGAAGGCAUAAUAAGAGAUGUAACCAAACACAAUUGUACAUUAAAUAAAUUAUAGUAGCUAUUAAAUUACAUUUCUAUUAAGAAAUAUGAAAUUAUAUCAGUGAGUAUACAUAAAUCAGCACCAGUAAUAUAAUUAUAUAUAUAUAUAUAUAUAUAUAUAUAUACACACAUGUACAUUUAUAUGUCGUGUAUUAAAGAGACGCUGCAACAUAUGUAUCUUGAUUAUCAAUUUGUUUAGCAUUUUGUUCAGAAAUAAUACACACUCGUAUAUAUAAAACUACGCGUGUAAUAUAAUUCAAAUUUAUUCUUUAUUAUAUACAAAAAGAUAGUACCGCUAAUAUUGAGCAUCGACACAUAUUUCGUAUAUAUAUAUAUAUAAUCUAAAGAUCACAAAAAAAUGCUUCUUAUAUACAAAUAGAGACAACUUAUAUUUCAAAUAGGAAAUGUUUAUCUAAAAAUGCAAAGAUAUUUUUAAAAGAUUAUUAAAUGUUGCAGCAGCAAUAAUAAUUUGUUAAAUACUGGUGCAUUUUCCUAUAUGU
This is a messenger RNA of Polistes canadensis, 16353 nucleotides long. RefSeq lists its product as uncharacterized. Gene Ontology annotation, biological process: synaptic vesicle endocytosis. Bases 382 to 15375 code for a protein of 4997 amino acids. The record is from RefSeq and is a predicted model, not a curated record. NCBI's taxonomy places the organism in Eukaryota, Metazoa, Arthropoda, Insecta, Hymenoptera, Vespidae. The transcript has 51 exons.